AUGCGGAUCUGCUACUACGAUCUACUCAAUGUCGAACGAACGGCAACCGACGUCGACCUUAAAAAGGCGUAUCGAAAGCAAGCUUUAAUAUGGCAUCCUGACAAGAAUGCCGAUCGUGUUGAGGAGGCAACUGCGCGAUUUGCCAUGAUCCAAGAGGCCUAUGAAGUCUUAUCCGAUCCACAUGAGCGUGCAUGGUACGAUGGACAUCGUGAUGCAAUUCUCCGUGGAGACGAUCGCCCUGGUAGCAAGGAUAGCAGUGCUGGAACAACAGCCGAGGAUCUCAUGCGAUACUUUAGCAUGUCAGAGUUCCGUGGUUUUGGAGAUGAUGACAAGGGCUUUUAUGCUGUCUAUCGCAAGCUGUUUCAAAAACUUGAUGAGGAAGAAGCAUCCGCUUACAUGCCAGAUGAAAAUGAUGCCCAAUCCUUUACACAUCACCCAUCAUUUGGCAAUUCGAAGACACCCUUUGCGGAUCAGGAUGGCUAUCUCGGCUAUGGCGCUUAUGCUCGUGAUUUCUAUGCAGCAUGGAUGAAUUUCAGCAGUGUCAAAUCAUUUGCAUGGAUGGACAAAUGGCGAUUACCUGAUGCACCCAAUCGAUUUGUACGUCGAGCCAUGGAAAAGGAGAAUAGAAAGGCACGUGAAGUGGCAAGGAAAGAAUACAAUGACACCGUCAGGAGUUUGGCAGCCUUUGUACGUAAACGUGAUCCACGUUUCAAAAAAUAUCAAGUGGAGGAACAGCAACGACGUGAAGCCAUUCAAGCUGAACAAAAGGCUCGUGCACAACGUGAAAAGGAAGAGCUCCAAGCACAACUUGCCUCAUACAAGGAGCAAGAAUGGGAAAAGGUUACCAUGGUAUUAUCCGAAGAUGAGGAAGAGGAGGACAAUGAUGGCGCUGCAAAUGAUGAAACGGAUUUUUACUGCGUGGUCUGCGACAAGUUUUACAAGAGCGAGCAACAAUACGUGGCGCAUGAAAGCAGUCGAAAGCAUGUCAAGCUUGCUCAAGCCAUGAAACAAGAAAUGAUGGCUGAUGAUGAAGCCUUUGAUUUCACAUCCAAGGAUACAGCAGCAAACGAGGCAUCGCUCCCUAUACCAGAAGAUGAUGGCGACGUACCCAUUAUCACCAGCUCAUCCAAAAAGAAGAAAAAGAAUAAAAAGGGUCCCAAAUUUGGUUUUGAGCAAGCUGAUGAUGACGCCAACGAGGAGGAUGAGAUCAGUCAAUUGACAGCAGCGCUUGAGCUUGAACAACGGUCUCGACGAAGGAGGAAAAAUAGCCCUGGAUCAGAAGUCUCUGCUGCUGCAGCAGAUGAACAAGACAAUGUCCCCCAGAAGGAGAGUGCCAAAGCCAAGCGUGAAAAGAGAAAGGAAAAGAAGAAACAAAAGGAAGAAAAGGAAAAGGAACAAGGCCAACGAUGCAAUGUCUGUGGUGAAAGUUUUGAAACACGAAAUCAGCUCUUCAAUCAUAUCAAAAGCACGGGUCAUGCGCUUGCAGUACCACAAGGCAAAGGCGGCAAAAGACGAUGA
This is a messenger RNA of Lichtheimia ornata, 1518 nucleotides long. RefSeq lists its product as uncharacterized. Gene Ontology annotation, cellular component: cytoplasm. Lineage: Eukaryota; Fungi; Mucoromycota; Mucoromycetes; Mucorales; Lichtheimiaceae. The record is from RefSeq and is a predicted model, not a curated record. Gene Ontology annotation, molecular function: zinc ion binding; nucleic acid binding. Bases 1 to 1518 code for a protein of 505 amino acids. The transcript is spliced from 6 exons.